Molecule: messenger RNA, 1641 nt
Organism: Camellia sinensis
Lineage: Eukaryota; Viridiplantae; Streptophyta; Magnoliopsida; Ericales; Theaceae
Product: receptor-like protein EIX2
Molecular function (GO): protein binding
Source: RefSeq, a predicted model, not a curated record
AUGCAUGAAGGAUGGUCAAAUAUUUCGGUGAUUUUCAACAUUAGUUCUGAUUGGCUUCCUCCUUUCAAACUCACAUACAUCUCCAUCAUAUCAUGCCAGUUGGGCCCCAAAUUCCCAACUUGGCUUCGAAAUCAAAAUGAAUUGAACACACUAGUUCUCGUAAAUACUAGAAUUUCAGACACCAUACCAGAAUGGUUUUGGAAGUUGGAUUUACAACUCAAUGAAUUAGAUGUGGGUUAUAAUCACUUAAGUGGACAAGUGCCUAACUCAUUAAGGUUCAACAACUUGUCCAAUGUUGAUUUGAGUUCAAACAACUUUGAGGGUCCAUUUCCACUCUGGUCUUCCAAUGUGAGUUCACUAUAUCUGAGGAACAACUCGUUCUCUGGACCAAUUCCUUUAAAUAUUGGUGAAGUAAUGCCCAAGUUGACAGACUUAGAUAUGUCUAAGAACUCUCUAAAUGGUAGCAUUCCCUUGUCCAUAGGUAACCUAAAUGUUUUGACAAACCUAGACAUCUCAAAAAAUCAUAUAUCCGGAAGAAUUCCUGACUUUUGGAAUGAUAUGCCAGACUUGUACUAUAUUGAUAUAUCAAACAAUCGUCUAUCUGGUACAAUACCAAGCUCAAUAGGUUCCCUAAAUUCCCUCAGAUUCUUAUUGCUCUCUAAGAACAAUCUUUCAGGGGAAGUUCCUUCUGCCUUGCAAAACUGUACGGUCAUGGCUACCAUUGAUAUUGGUGACAAUCAAAUAUCUGGAUACAUUCCAGCUUGGAUAGGAGAAAGUAUACCUUCUUUGUUAAUUCUCCGUCUGCGGAAUAAUUCCUUCACUGGAAGCAUUCCUUCACAGAUAUGUACCCUUUCUACACUUCACAUAUUGGAUCUUUCACAAAAUAAGCUAUCAGGAAUAAUUCCACCUUGUUUUGGUAAUCUGAGUGGCAUGAAAAUUGAGCUUAAUUCAGAAAAGACGCGAUACCAAGCGUACUUGGAGGUAGUUACAAAGGGAAGAACAUUUGAAUAUCAAGAUUCGAAUCUUUACCUUGUGAAUAAUCUUGAUCUCUCCGGCAAUGAUUUGUCUGGAGUUAUUCCUGAGGAACUAACAGGCCUCUUCAAUAUUGGUACCUUGAACUUAUCAAUGAAUCAUUUGAGAGGAACAAUACCAGAGAAGAUUGGAAACCUGAAACAAUUAGAAACACUUGACCUCUCAAAGAACGAACUUUCAGGGCCAAUUCCAUCAAGCAUGGCAUCUUUGACUUUUUUGAAUCACUUGAACCUAUCAUACAACAACCUGUCAGGUAAAAUCCCCACAGGCAACCAGUUACAAACUCUCAUAGAUCCAUCAAUUUAUGAGGGUAAUCUUGCUCUUUGUGGGCUUCCAUUGACAACUAAUUGUAGCAAUGAUGGUGGGGAAGUUCCUAGCAGGGAUAAUAAAGAAGACACAAAUGAUGAGGGCAAGUUUGAAAAGCUAUGGUUCUCCCUCACCAUAGUAUUGGGAUUCUUUGUGGGUUAUUGGGGAGUCUGUGGCACUUUGAUAAUCAAGAAACAUUGGAGGGAUGCUUAUUUCGAUUUCCUUGAAAAAAUGAAAGAGAUGAUCAUUGCAGUUGUUUCAGGCAAUGGGUGUGGAAAGGUUAGUUCUGGCAGUCGAAACUGA